AUGAGGUCUAUAGAUGAAGUGCUCAUCACUAGUGUCAGACCCAAGAGAGCCAAGGUGGCCUCUGAGGAGGACCUGAAGCUGUCAGACAUACUGAGCUACUACACAAGCAGCCAAGAACUGCUGUACAGGUAGCUGUAGGCAUUAGCCAAUAAAAAUGCCAACAAGGCUCGCACCAGGAAUCAGGAGGUGCAAUCAGUACAGUGGCACCAGCAGCUGUGUUGCCAGCAUUUUGAGCACCUCUUGGAAUCUGCCAAGCAAGAGCUCGUGGACUUCAAGUUCUACAGGAUGGUCUGCUCUUUUGGUAGUAACCUCAUUGAGUUGGCAGAGCUGGAGCUCAAACAUGCCAAGGCCACCACCUUGCUUCUCAACACCCUUGUUCCCCCAAAGGAUGAGGGCUUCAAUGUGGCCAGACCUUCUGCAAGCUAUCUCCUUCCCUAA
This is a messenger RNA of Jaculus jaculus (lesser Egyptian jerboa), 438 nucleotides long. It is a transcript of the gene Snx32, whose product is annotated as sorting nexin 32. The record is from RefSeq and is a predicted model, not a curated record. Gene Ontology annotation, cellular component: endosome. Lineage: Eukaryota; Metazoa; Chordata; Mammalia; Rodentia; Dipodidae.